Lodderomyces oxycetoniae is the source of this 2880-nucleotide messenger RNA. It is a transcript of the gene MPH1, whose product is annotated as 3'-5' DNA helicase. Gene Ontology annotation, biological process: double-strand break repair via synthesis-dependent strand annealing; interstrand cross-link repair. NCBI's taxonomy places the organism in Eukaryota, Fungi, Ascomycota, Pichiomycetes, Serinales, Debaryomycetaceae. The record is from RefSeq and is a predicted model, not a curated record. The transcript has a single exon. Bases 1 to 2880 code for a protein of 959 amino acids. Gene Ontology annotation, molecular function: four-way junction helicase activity; four-way junction DNA binding; ATP binding.
AUGAGAGAUGAAGCAGAGGACGACGAUUGGGAGUUUCUGGAUGACGAGAAUAUCGAAACUACUCAUGGUAGUGGUGGUGGUGGUGGUGGUGGUGGUGGUGGUAGUGCAGUAAAAACUAUAGAUGAUUUAGUGUACAAAGUGAGUAUACCUACGCAUCAUGAAAUGGAUUUCCACAAUCUCAAAACUUAUAUAUACCCUACCAACUUUGAGAUUCGGGACUACCAGUACGAUAUUGUGAGAUCGGCCUUUUAUCAUAAUUUAUUGGUUGCACUUCCCACGGGUUUAGGUAAGACAUUUAUAGCGUCCACUGUUAUGCUAAACUUUCUACGAUGGUUUCCUAAAGCCAAAAUAAUAUUCGUGGCGCCAACUAAGCCGUUGGUUGCGCAACAAAUUAAAGCCUGUUGUUCGAUAACUGGGAUCUCAAGUUCUAAGGUGGCCAUUUUGUUAGACAAGACAAGAAAGAAUAGGUGGGAGAUUUGGGACUCUCAGCAGGUAUUUUUCACAACACCACAAGUUGUGGAAAAUGAUUUAGCGUCAGGAAUAGUGCAUCCAAAAUCAGUGGCAUUGCUUGUUAUUGAUGAAGCCCACAGAGCUAGGGGUAACUAUUCAUACAAUAAUGUUGUCAAGUUUCUCAAGCGGUUCAAUGACUCAUUUAGAGUACUAGCCUUAACAGCAACACCAGCAGCAGAUGUAGAUGGUGUUCAGGAAGUGAUUGACAAUUUACAAAUUUCCAAAGUAGAGGUGCGUACAGAGCAAAGCCCCGAUAUCAUAAAGUAUAUGAAGAAAAAAAAUGUUAGCAGACGUGUUUUGGAUACCUCGUUGGAGAUUAAGGAAUGUGUUGAACUUUUGUCCGCUGCAAUUACUCCUGUUCUUAGGUCAGCUAAUGAAAAGGGGUUGAUAGACGUAACUGACCCGUCAAGAAUUAAUGCGUUUAAAUGUAUGGAAGCUUCACGAAGGCUUAUAUCGAACAAUUCCAUUCCUGAGGGUUUAAAAUGGGCCAACUAUUUCAUAUUACAGCUUUUGGGAACCGUGGGGCAGUGUUAUAGACGGUUGAAUAUUUAUGGAGUUAAUUCGUUUUACAGUUAUUUUAAUGAAAAGUAUAAAGAGUUUACAACGAAAUGGAACAAGAAAAAGUCCAAGAAUAAAUUGAACGCCGAUUUUUACUUUAGCCAACCUAUCAAACAAUUGAUGGCGAAGCAGGAAAGUGUAUUGUCCAGUCAAACUUUCAGUCAUCCCAAGAUUGAAGCUUUGAUGGAGGAGCUAGAUGAUUUUUUUCAAGAUGAAUACAAGACAGACUCAAGAGUGAUUAUUUUUACAGAAUUUAGAGAGUCGGCAUUGGAAAUAGUCAAGACACUUGAAAAAGCCGACGCACGAUAUAAACCACAUAUUUUCAUUGGACAAGCAAGGGAAAAGGAGAAAUUUGAUGAAGAGAAUUUUGGCAAGAAGACAAAGACGAAGAAAGGCACAGUAGAUAAGAACAACAAAAAGAAGGACAAGAAUAAGAGUGGAUUGGAGAUUGAAAGGGACUCAACAAGAAGUAGUUCAGAGAGUGCUCAAAUUAGUGGUAUGAAUCAAAAAUUGCAAAAAGAAGUUAUAAAACAGUUUAAAAAUGGUGAUUAUAAUGUGCUAGUAGCUACUUCAAUUGGUGAAGAAGGUUUAGAUAUAGGAGAAGUUGAUUUGAUUGUAUGUUAUGACUCAACAGCAUCACCAAUCAAAAACAUUCAACGUAUGGGUAGAACCGGUCGUAAACGUGACGGUAAGGUUCUUUUAUUGUUUUCGAGCAAUGAAGAAGCAAAGUUUGAUAGGGCAAUGGCCGGUUACGAAUAUAUCCAAAACCACAUCAUGAAGGGUGAUUUGAUUAAACUUUGUCAGCAGAACCGAAUAAUACCUGACAAGUUUACACCUAUAGUUGUGAAAACUUUUAUAGAGAUACCAGAGGAGAAUAUGAUUAUUAAACAAGAAGAAGACGAGGAUGAGAUCAUUCGUAUAGCGACACAAUGCAUGUUGAAGAAGAGCCCUGAAAAAAAGCGUCGAUAUGUGAAGAAAGAGAAACGACCAAAGCAAUUUUUUAUGGCUGAUAAUGUUGAAACUGGGUUUCAAACCGUUACAAGUAUGUUGAAAAAGAGUGAAGGUAUAAAAAGAGCCGAGAGACCAAGCAAGAGAGCUUUAUUGGAUAGUGUAAUUGAUUCCAGUGGUGAUGAGGUGGCAAUGUUUAGAGUCCAAGAUAAAAAUCAACAACAGCAACAGCAACAACAGCAACAACAGCAACAGCAACAACAAGAACAGGAUAGUAUUGAGGAGUCUCCAAGUGAAGACGAGAGGGUAAACAAAGCUGACCAUUUCACACCCGCUACUUCCAUUCUUGACAGCAAUGAUGUCAUACCUGCAUGCUCUACAUUUGGAGAGAUUCUGAAUCAAUCACGAGUUCAUAUCGACCUUUCAGAUGAUUUUUCGUUUAGCGAAGAGGAAGAUGAGCCUGCUCUUAAGGGGAGAAUAAAUGAACCUCCUGAUCAUGCAGGGGCUAAUGAAACGAGAGCGGGACAAUCUCACAGAAAAUCACCAAGAAAGAGAAACCUUAUUCAGGAAGAUGAAUUGAGUGAUGAGAAUGGGCAGGGUAAAUCAUUACUGCCAUUACCACCGCUAUCUUCAUCAUCACCUUCGCGGCCGAAAAAGAAAUCGUUAGGUGUAAAACGACUCCGAGCUCAGACGGCGAACGUCCAGCCUCCAAGAGAGAAAAAAACAAAAAUAUUUAUUGACGAUGACGUUUCAUUUAAACCAAAUACAAAAGGGGGGGUACCUUCCAGUUUUGACGAUUCAUUCGAUGAUGAUGAUGAUUUAGAUGAGGUUAUAGCCCAUUACAGGUCUUUAAAACGAGCAUAA